AUGGAUCUGGUGCUGAGAAAAUACCUUCUCCAUGUGGCUCUGAUGAGUGUUCUUCUGGCUGUAGGGGCCACAGAAGGACCCAGAGACAGGGACUGGCUUGGUGUCUCAAGGCAGCUCAGAAUUAAAGCUUGGAACAGACAGCUGUAUCCAGAGUGGACAGAAAGCCAGGGGCCUGACUGCUGGAGAGGUGGCCACGUAUCCCUGAAGGUCAGCAAUGAUGGGCCUACACUGAUUGGGGCAAAUGCCUCCUUCUCUGUUGCCUUGCACUUUCCUAAAAGCCAAAAGGUGUUGCCUGAUGGGCAGGUCAUCUGGGCCAACAACACCAUCAUCAAUGGGAGCCAGGUGUGGGGAGGACAGCUGGUAUAUCCCCAGGAACCUGAUGAUACCUGCAUCUUCCCCGAUGGUGGGGCCUGCCCUUCUGGCCCUUUAUCUCAGAAAAGAUGCUUUGUUUAUGUCUGGAAGACCUGGGACCAAUACUGGCAAGUUCUGGGGGGCCCAGUGUCUGGAUUCAGCAUUGGGACAGACAAGGCCGUGCUGGGCACACAUAACAUGGAAGUGACUGUCUACCACCGCCGGGGGUCCCAGAGCUAUGUGCCCCUCGCUCACUCCAGUUCAACCUUCACCAUUACUGACCAGGUGCCCUUCUCCGUGAGUGUGUCUCAGCUGCAGGCCUUGGAUGGAAGGAACAAGCGCUUCCUGAGAAAGCAGCCUCUGACCUUUGCCCUCCAGCUCCAUGAUCCCAGUGGCUAUUUGGCUGGGGCUGACCUUUCCUACACCUGGGACUUUGGUGACAGUACAGGGACCCUGAUCUCUCGGGCACUCAUGGCCACUCACACUUACCUAGAGUCUGGCCCAGUCACUGCACAGGUGGUGCUGCAGGCUGCCAUUCCUCUCACCUCCUGUGGCUUCUCUCCAGUUCCAGGCACCACAGAUAGGCAUGUGACAACUGCAGAGGCCCCUGGAAGCACAGCUGGCCAAGUACCUACUACAGAAGUCAUAGGCACCACACCUGGCCAGGUGCCAACUGCAGAGGCCCCUGGCACCACAGUCGGGUGGGUGCCAACCACAGAGGGUGUAGGUACCACACCUGAGCAGGUGGCAACCUCCGAAGUCUUAAGUACCACACCAGCAGAGAUGCCAACUGCAAAGGGUACAGGUAGGACACCUGAAGUGUCAACUACAGAGCCCUCUGGAGCCACGGUUACAUGGGGAACAACUCCAGAGCUGGUGGAGACCACAGCUGGAGAGGUGUCCACUCCUGAGCCUGCGGGUUCAAAUACCAGCCCAUUCAUGCCUACAGAAGGUACUGCAGGCUCCCUGAGCCCCCUGCCGGAUGACACCUUAGUCCUGGUGAAGCGCCAAGCCCCCCUGGAUUGUGUUCUGUAUCGCUAUGGCUCCUUUUCCCUCACCCUGGACAUUGUCCAGGGUAUUGAGAGUGCUGAGAUCCUACAGGCUGUGUCAUCCAGCGAAGGAGACGCAUUUGAGCUGACUGUGUCUUGCCAAGGCGGGCUACCCAAGGAAGCCUGCAUGGACAUCUCAUCGCCAGGGUGUCAGCCGCCUGCCCAGCGGCUGUGUCAGCCUGUGCCCCCCAGCCCAGCCUGCCAGCUGGUUUUGCACCAGGUUCUGAAGGGUGGCUCAGGGACCUACUGCCUCAAUGUGUCUUUGGCUGAUGCCAAUAGCCUGGCUAUGGUCAGCACCCAGCUUGUCAUGCCUGGGCAAGAAGCAGGCCUCAGGCCGGCUCCUCUGUUUGUGGGCAUCUUGCUGGUGUUGACAGCUUUGUUGCUUGCAUCUCUGAUAUACAGGCGAAGACUUAUGAAGCAAGGCUCAGCAGUCCCCCUUCCCCAGCUGCCACACGGUAGAACCCAGUGGCUACGUCUGCCCUGGGUCUUCCGCUCUUGCCCCAUUGGUGAGAGCAAACCUCUCCUCAGUGGGCAGCAGGUCUGA
Molecule: messenger RNA, 1944 nt
Organism: Budorcas taxicolor (takin)
Lineage: Eukaryota; Metazoa; Chordata; Mammalia; Artiodactyla; Bovidae
Gene: PMEL
Product: premelanosome protein
Exons: 11
Coding region: 1-1944 (647 amino acids)
Biological process (GO): melanosome organization
Cellular component (GO): melanosome
Source: RefSeq, a predicted model, not a curated record